Lathyrus sativus (Indian pea) is the source of this 1260-nucleotide messenger RNA. The record is from the annotation of a GenBank genome assembly. Lineage: Eukaryota; Viridiplantae; Streptophyta; Magnoliopsida; Fabales; Fabaceae.
AUGAACACUUUCGCGGCGAGCUUCACCGCCCGAACAUGCAGCACACGCCGCGACGCAAUUCCGUUAAAACACCGCUCCCUUCACCACUUCAUCAACAGACGCCUCACGUUUCUUCCCACCAGAACCACCCUCCCAUCUACAAGACUCGUCUGCAUGGCGGAACCUUAUCUGCUUUUGAAGCUUGAAUCUGCUGAGAAAACAUGGAAAGAACUAUCGGUGAAGCUUGCUGAUCCAGACGUUGUUUCUAAUCCCAGCGAGUAUCAGAAGUUAGCACAAUCGGUGUCGGAGCUUGACGUGGUUGUGUCCUUGUAUAAUAAGUUUAAAGACUGUGAGAAGAUGCUUGAAGACACCAAAGCCUUAACAAAGGAUGACGGCAAUGAUGAGGAUAUGGCGGAAAUGAUAUCUUACGAAGUUGAAUCUUUGUCCAAGCAACUCUCAGAGCUAGAGGACAAGCUGAAGGUUUUACUGCUUCCCAGUGAUCCUCUGGAUGCAAGAAACAUAAUGCUUGAAGUAAGAGCAGGUACUGGUGGUGACGAGGCUGGAAUAUGGGCUGGUGAUCUUGUCCGAAUGUAUGAAAAAUUUAGUGAACGGAAUUCUUGGAAGCAUUCUGCCAUUUCAUGCUCUGAGGCAGAAAAAGGGGGGUACAAAACUUAUGUGAUGGAGAUAAAAGGAAAUCGUGUCUAUAGUAAAUUAAAAUACGAAUCUGGUGUCCACCGAGUUCAACGUGUUCCUCUAACAGAGACACAGGGCCGCAUACAUACUUCUACUGCAACAGUUGCCAUCAUGCCAGAGGUUGAUGAAGUUGAAAUUGUAAUUGACCCAAAAGAUAUUGAACUGACAACGGCACGUUCUGGGGGUGCAGGAGGCCAGAAUGUUAAUAAGGUUGAAACAGCAAUUGAUCUUGUUCAUAAACCAACGGGAAUCCGCAUCUUUUGUACUGAACAAAGGACUCAGAAUCAGAACAAGAAACUUGCUCUUCAGUUACUGCGAGCCAAACUAUAUGAGAUAAAAUCAAGGGAGCAGCAAGAGUCAAUACGAAAUCAAAGAAAAUCACAGGUUGGUACAGGAGCGCGUUCAGAAAAAAUUCGGACAUACAAUUUUAAGGAGAACAGGGUUACUGACCACAGAUUGAAGAGGAACUUUGAGCUCACCUCUUUUCUAGGUGGUGACAUAGAGGAUGCUGUUCAGUCUUGUGUUUCACUUGAGCAAAAGGAGCUUAUGGAAGAACUUGUUGAGACUAUGGGUGCUUCUACUAAGUGA